This is a messenger RNA of Endocarpon pusillum Z07020, 3567 nucleotides long. RefSeq lists its product as uncharacterized. Gene Ontology annotation, biological process: regulation of membrane potential; sodium ion export across plasma membrane; proton export across plasma membrane. The transcript has a single exon. Gene Ontology annotation, cellular component: plasma membrane. Bases 1 to 3567 code for a protein of 1188 amino acids. The record is from RefSeq and is a predicted model, not a curated record. Lineage: Eukaryota; Fungi; Ascomycota; Eurotiomycetes; Verrucariales; Verrucariaceae. Gene Ontology annotation, molecular function: sodium:proton antiporter activity.
AUGGCCUGGGAUCAUCUAUCCAUCAAUCGACCGCAUCUGGUCUACAUCAUACUGGGAGGGUUUACUAGCAUGUUCAUGCUGUGUUCUCUCUUCAUCAAAGAGAAGCUGUACAUUGGUGAAGCUACGGUGGCUACCAUUUGUGGCAUCAUCUUCGGGCCACACGCUGCCAACCUGAUAAACCCGUUGGAAUGGGGCAAUCCGGAUCAGAUCACCCUUGAGUUCUCUCGCAUUGUCCUAGUGGUCCAGUGCUUUGCUAUCGGUGUCGAGUUGCCGAAGUCUUAUAUGGAGCGCCACUGGAAAUCGGUUGUGUUUUUACUAGUCCCUGUAAUGGCCUAUGGAUGGCUUAUCACCAGUCUGUUCAUUUGGUGGAUGAUAGAACCGUUGACCUGGCUAGAGUCCUUGAUCUGCGCAGCUUGUGUGACUGCUACCGAUCCUGUGCUGGCAUCCUCCGUGGUUGGAAAAGGCAAGUUCGCCAAACGAGUGCCCAAGCAUCUGCGAGACAUUCUCUCUGCCGAAUCCGGAUGUAAUGAUGGCAUGGCCUUCCCUUUCAUAUACCUCUCAAUCUACAUUGCACGAUAUCGACCGGAUACCGACAAAGUUGCAUUUUACUGGUUUUGCUACACCAUUCUUUACGAGUGUAUAUUCGGAGCCUUCUACGGAUUUAUGGUGGGAUACAUCGCUCGCCAUGCCAUCAAGCUGGCCGAGAGAAAGGGGUUGAUUGACCGGGAGAGUUUUCUUGUAUUCUACUUCGUUUUGGCCUUAUUCUGUGCCGGGUCGGGUAGUAUGCUUGGGAUGGACGAUCUGCUCAUUGGCUUUAGUGCAGGCGUCGGUUUCUCCAACGACGGAUGGUUUACUGAGAAGACGGAGGAGUCGCACGUCUCAAAUGUAAUCGAUCUGUUGCUCAACCUGUCAUAUUUUGUCUACUUUGGUACUAUUAUACCAUGGGACCAAUUCAAUGAUCCCGAGGUCGGCAUGAUACCUUGGAGGCUGGUGGUGUUAGGGAUUUUGGUCAUCUUGUUCCGUCGAUUACCCAUCAUGCUGGCUUUGAAGCCUAUCCUUCCAGACGUCAAGACAUGGCGAGAAGCAUUAUUUGCUGGUCAUUUUGGACCGAUUGGGGUUGGGGCCAUUUUUGUAGCCAUUCUUGCACGAGCCGAAUUGGAAACGGGAUCCACCAGCCCUCUUGAAGUUCUACCACCUCCAGGAUCAAGGGACUAUAAUGUGAUUUUUCUGAUAUGGCCAAUAACCUGUUUCUUGGUCAUCAUUUCGAUCGCUAUCCAUGGUUCGUCGAUUGCAGUCUUUACACUAGGCAAACGCAUCAACACUCUGACACUUACGCUCUCCUACACUCAGGACAACGAAGUCGGAAGAUCUUGGAUGGACCGUCUACCUCGAAUAUCAGCAUCCAAUUCCAAGUCGCUCUCCAAGGUGGAUACAGCCUCCCUCGACUCGGGAUCCAACGAGAAAUUAGAAUUCCCCCCUGGCACACUGGGUCCGACUGGCGUGCCAGGAAAUUUCCUUCGUCGUCAAAAAGAUGAUAGGGAGAAGCCUGGAACGGCGCCGAUCGGUAGAAGCCGAAAAAGAAGGAAGUGGGAGGCUGGUAGAGGGCCAGGGGGGCCAAUCAGUCAAAGUGCCAUAGCGCCGCAGCGACGGUCCGAAACAGCCCUAAAGACCUUUACUGAGGAUGGUCCGGAUGUGACGGACGAGAGAUCUGCGGAUGUCUCACCGGAAAGUCAGCAGCGUUCCUAUUUUGAGAAGCCCAGUGCCUCCUCAUCCACUUCCCCUGAUCGUGAUGAGUAUGGCAGGAAAAGACCGAGUGCGGAUGUCGAAGCCUAUGAAGAAGGAGAUGACAUGAUCAUUGAAGAUGAAGAAGGCAACGUUCUAUCCACAUUCGAUGAGCGUGGUCGAUCGCCAGAAGAAAAGGCUAGCAAGAUCGAGGAAGAGCGUCGAAAGCUUGCGCAUGAGGAAAGUGGUGAGCAUGCCAAGCACACGCAUGAAUCACAUGCGAAGACAGAGGGCGAAGAUAUUCAAAAAGCGGUUGGAGAGGCAGCGGAUCAUCCCUACAAGAAUUUGAGAAAGCAAUUUGGUAGCUGGCGCGGCUGGGGCAAGCAGAAGGAUGGCGAGGAGGGGGGAGAGUCUUCGCACACCAAAUCGAAGCCACCGGAGCGAAAGAGAGGUCCAGCCCAUGCGUAUCAGUUUAGCAAUACCAUCAUCGUCGAAGAUGAGGAUGGAGAAGUGAUAAAGACUUAUACGUUGCCUGGUCCAGGUAAACAGGGCAAGACGCCUGGAGAACCCCAAUCAGGCUGGCGUAAGAUGUCCAACGCAGCUGACAUGCGCCGCGGGCUUGGUAGAAUGGGUACCUGGGUUGGUGUGGGUGGCGACAAGGCACAUGGUCAUUCCAACGCCGCCACAGAUUCUUCGGCUGCCACAGCAGAAGGACAAGGCGACUCCGCCGUCCCACGAAAAGGCAGCGUAGACCGCCAUGAAGAAAGUGCCGACUUUUUCGCCGACGACUCUCUCCGCGUCACCAUUUCCCAUAUCGACCGCCAUGGCCACGGUCUCUCUGGCACAAGCGGCACAUCCCAGGCCAAUGGCAUAACUACCGGUUCUGGUCGUCGAUAUUCUGCCGUUGACUUCCUCAAGGAAUUGCAGCAGAUGGAUCCCAAAGCGCAGAUCAAAGCCAUCAAUGCUAGUAAUGCGCCCGAUUAUGUCAAGAGCGAGAUGAGGCGUGUCGCGGUGCAGGAUAGCAGGGAGAAUAGUCAGACGAGGGGACAACAGGAUGGUGGAAAGAGAACGAAUGCCACGCCAUCCAACAGUGGGGCUCCGGCAUCUAGACCCGGUUCAACGGCUAGAGCUACCAGUGAUGCAGCAAUCUCAUCGCCUCCACCAUCCUCACGCAAUGGCCGACCGGAUACCCGAAGAGCAGAGACCGAUAUUUCUAAACCUAUAACGUCUAACUCGAGAUGGAAUGGUGAGAAUGCCUUUCAGCGUCCUGGUGCGCCGAGAAGAACGACUACGGCGUCAACGUUGGAAGAAGAGGAUGAAGAAGAAAUACCAACGCAUGACGUCAGCUCCACUCUGGCUAAGGUCAGGUACUCUGGUGGCGGUACCACCGCGGCGGAUAGUAGAAGGCGGAAAUUGGCCACCAUUGUCAGUGGAAGUAGCAAAGAAGAGGAGGGAGACGAAACUGGUGCUGUUCCCGAAGGCGAAGAAAGAGAAACGGCGGCGGAAAAGCGAAGGAGGUUGGCUGCGUUGGGAGUCAGCCAAGAGAGGGCGGAGAGCGAGAGCGAAGACGAAGACAAUCUACCAUCCGCAUCAACAUACGCCGAUGCUGGCGCUGGCGCUGUGAGGACCAAUGAAAACGGAGACCCAGUGCUGGAUAGACAGCAGCAGAAACAGCAGAUGCGACCGAGGGAGAUGUUGAACCCCGGUCCGAAACCGAGGAUCCAGUGGGGUGGGGUCUCGGGACGGGAGGCGGUGGCGCAGAAGAAUGAAGAAGGCGAUGAGGAGACAGCGAGUCCGAAUGCGAAGAAAGGCAUCAAGGCCUUGUUUGGUGCCAGGAAACUCUGA